AUGGAAAUGAUCAAAGCCGACUCUCAACUUUUUUCUUCUCUUCAAGAACUGCUUCCAUCAAUACUGGGACGGUGUGUCCGCCACGGAUGCAUCGACCUGGUGAGAUAUCUUCUAGAGUGUGAAAGGGCACCUGUUGAGUCCUUAUCGCCUGUUGCUGUCGCCGCAAACUCCUCCAUCCCCCUUGUUGAACUGCUUGUGGCCCAUGGCUGGGAUCUCAACAAGGCUGAAGCUGACAGAUCCCUUAAGCGGGGCGAUAAGCUAAUCGACCUCGUCUGCGACGAUCACCAGUUGCCAGCUCCAUUACUAGAGACGUGCGCUGUCAGAGGCUCUGUUGCAACGUUCCGGUUCUUACAUAGCAACGGGGCAUUGCUGGGCCACCGGACGCUUCACCGAGCAGCCGGGGAGGCAGCAACAUUCGGUGCAGACCCUUUCACUUAUCAAGAAGUCCAUGAUGAGAUAGCUGGAGAUGAAGCCAGGACCAGAAAGGAGCGAGCAGAAAUGUUGAUGUUUCUUGUGGAUGAGAUGAAACUGGACAUCAACUCGAUGGACUCGACUGUACCAUAUCGUGCUUACCAUUGGGGAACUCCUCUAUGCUAUGCUGCCGUAAAGGAGAACGGAGCUCAUGUAGUGAGGUGGCUACUUGAGAGGGGAGCUCAGCCCAAAGUUGAGACUACACAGAAUGUUGCCGACGCAGAGAUGUUGGCGAAGCUGACGGGCUGCACAGAAAAUGCGAGAAUAUUACGUGAGUGGAAGGAGGAACACUGA
This is a messenger RNA of Fusarium mangiferae, 765 nucleotides long. RefSeq lists its product as uncharacterized. NCBI's taxonomy places the organism in Eukaryota, Fungi, Ascomycota, Sordariomycetes, Hypocreales, Nectriaceae. Gene Ontology annotation, molecular function: protein binding. Bases 1 to 765 code for a protein of 254 amino acids. The record is from RefSeq and is a predicted model, not a curated record. The transcript is spliced from 2 exons. Gene Ontology annotation, cellular component: nucleus; cytoplasm.